Messenger RNA from Fusarium venenatum, 1740 nucleotides. RefSeq names its product PLC-like phosphodiesterase. The record is from RefSeq and is a predicted model, not a curated record. Gene Ontology annotation, biological process: lipid metabolic process; release of sequestered calcium ion into cytosol; phosphatidylinositol-mediated signaling. Lineage: Eukaryota; Fungi; Ascomycota; Sordariomycetes; Hypocreales; Nectriaceae. Gene Ontology annotation, molecular function: phosphatidylinositol-4,5-bisphosphate phospholipase C activity.
AUGGCUGCCGAACUCGCUAAUCGCAUCGGCGAGCUCAAUCCCUUCUCCUCCAAAAAUAAACAUCUAAACGAUGAAGAUUACGGCGAAGAAAUCGACAACAACACCGUCGCUGGCGGUGGUCACACUGGUCGGCGCGUUGUAACAGACCUCAGAGUCAGCAGCGCCUUGAGAGAAUUCAUCGCCAACGAAAAGAUCCUCUCCAAGAGAGAAGCCGGUGUUAAAUCCGAUGAUGCGUCGCGUGCUCUGCUGGAGCUUGUCAGCAAGCCGCAUAUUCGCGUCCCGCCAGAGCUUACGGAUAGAUCGCAUCCUUUGCCAGAGUACUACAUCAGUUCGAGCCAUAAUACUUAUCUCAUGGCCCAUCAGCUCUAUGGAUCUUCAUGCGCGACGGCAUAUGAGACUGCGAUUAAGACUGGAGCGCGAUGUGUAGAGAUUGACGCUUGGGAUAACAGUGACAACAAAGAUGAACCCAAGGUGACCCAUGGCUAUACUCUGGUAUCCAACAUUUCCUUCCGGGCUGUAUGCGAGACCAUCAGAGAUUCAGUCGACCAGGAAGAGCUAGACUCGAGAAAGCUCGGGUUCCGACCUUCACCUCUUCUACUGUCAUUAGAGAACCACUGCGACGCCCAUGGUCAGAUGCGCCUCGUCAACAUUAUGGUAGAGGUAUUUGGCGAUCGUCUUCUGAGCAAGGCUGUGAGAGAUAUCGGCCAUAACGAACAGGCUGGAUCGGGAGAUCACGUCCGCUUGGAGGACCUGGGUGCCAAAAUUGCUGUCAUUGUUGAGUACCAUUUCCCAGGUGAGCCUUCAGACAGCGACUCCAACUCGGACGACUCGUCAGACGAAGAGGAGGAAAAGGCCGCGCGAAAGGAGUACAAGGAAAAGAAGAACGAGGAAGUACCCACAAUCAUCAUACCUGAGCUUGCUGAGCUGGGUGUCUACGCCCAAUCCGUCAAACCAGUCGACAACUCAUGGUACGAGGAGGGCACUCUCUCCAAUGGGCCUCACCACCACCUCAUCAACGUCUCCGAGUCAGGCCUCGCGAAGCAUCUCCCCGAGCAUACAUCAGCCGUCUCCAGACAUAAUGCCCAGCAUCUCAUGCGUGUCUUCCCCAAAGGUACUCGUAUCUCAUCCACCAAUCUGAAGCCCGUUCCUUAUUGGGGAAUCGGCGCUCAGAUCUGUGCUCUCAACUUGCAGAGAUUCGGAGCUAGCAACCAGCUUAACGAGGCUCUGUUUAGCGGUACGGAUGGUUACGUCCUCAAGCCCGCUGCUCUCCGUGCCGGCGGAAACGGAAAGCUGAGCACAGGCCGAAGCAAGCGCCUCCGUCUGCAUGUUGCAGGCGCAACGGAUAUUCCUCUACAUGGCGACUCCGAGGCAGACUCUAUCAAGCCAUACCUAACAUGCACACUGUACCACCCAGACGACCUCAAAGAUGAACCGCCAAAGCGCAAGACAACCCCAUACAAGCAGCACAAGCUUGAGUUCCUACACCGAGGGCCAAACCCACCACCCACGGACCCAAUCUGGGACGAGACCCUGACGUGGGAGUACGAAGACAACGAGCUGGUGUUUUUGCGCAUGCUCAUUAAGAGCGAUGAUAGUUGGGCGCGAAACCCCAUGUUUGCUGUGGCAGCAGUGCGACUACUUUAUGUUCAGCCAGGCUGGAGUUUUAUUCGCAUGCUGGAUCUCAAGGGCCAUGAGACACAAUGUUCCAUCCUUGUUAACUUUGAGAUUAUUGAUGCUUAG